UCCUGGUGUAUAUCAGCCCAGCUCUGGGCUGCUCAGAGAAAAAGCCGUCUGCUUCUCCUCUCCCGCUCUCCCGCCAGACACCAUGAAGGUGUGCAUUACUGCAAUUCUGACAUGGCUGACAGCUCUGCCCUCUCUCCUGCACUUCGUGAGCGGAGAGCAGCCGAUUAACUGUCUCUGGGGCCCCUAUGGAGACUGGUCGGAGUGUGAUGGCUGCACUAAAACACAGACAAGGACACGCCAUGUCCAGGUGUUUGCCCAAUUUGGGGGGGUCCCCUGUUUGGGCGAGCCCACUGAGAAACGAGAGUGUGUCCUAACAAAAGGCUGUCCUCUAGACCUGGGCUGUGGAGAGAGGUUCCGCUGCUCGUCAGGGCAGUGUAUCAGCAUGGCGCUGGUCUGUAAUGGGGACCAGGACUGUGAGGAAGAUGGGCUGGAUGAGCAGAACUGUCCAGAGUCCAGCAGCUCCAGUGUGUGUGACAACCACAGAGUCCCCCCCAACAUUGAGCUCACCGGCAAGGGGUUUGACGUGCUGACGGGGGAGCUGAGGAGCGGCGUGAUUAACACCAAGAGCUUCGGCGGGCAGUGCAGGAAUGUGUUCAGCGGGGACCACAGGAACUACUACCGGCUGCCCCAGAGCACGCUGGGAUACAACUUCCAGGUCAGCGUUGAGAACGACUUCAGCGAUGAAUUCUACAACAGCUCGUGGUCCUACAUGAAGCACACGGAGAACAGAGAGACUUUCAGAGGGGGUCACCGUUAUAAGACUUUUCAUAAUGAGCUGACUAACGACAAGGCCCACAGGCUGCUGAUCGUCAGGAACGAGGUGGAGGUGGCCCAGUUCCAGAACAGUCCCCCGGAGUACCUGCCGCUGUCGGAGGAGUUCUGGAAGGCCCUGUCCGCCCUGCCGACAGCGUACGAGGCCUCCGCCUACCGCUCGCUCAUCCGGAAGUACGGCACCCACUUCCUGUCCGAGGGCUCCCUGGGGGGGCAGUACCAGCUCCUGCUGCAGUUCGACGCCGAGUCCAUGAAGGAGACGAGUUCCACCGACACCGACUACCACAAGUGCGUGACCAAAGUGAAACGCCGUCUGUUCCGGAAGAAGACCACCACCAAAUGCGAAAAACUCAUCGAGCAUCUCAAGAGCACGAAAGGGUUCAGCAAGAACAAGAUCCCGGUCAAGACGGACGUUCUGGGAGGCGCCCCGGCCUACGUCGCCGGGCUCGGCUACGUGGACCUGGAGGACCCCGCCAGCAACAGCGCCAUGUACUCCAAGUGGGCGGGGUCUGUGAAAGACUUCCCCCAAGUCAUCAAGCAAAAGCUGAGGCCGCUGUACGAGCUGGUAAAGGAGGUGCCGUGCGCGUCGGUGAAGAGGCUUCUUCUCAGACGGGCGGUUCAGGACUACCUGGAGGAGGACGACCCCUGCCACUGCAGGCCCUGCCAAAACAACGGCCACGUCCUGCUGCGGGGAACCAGCUGCACCUGCAUCUGCCCGGCAGACACCUCGGGCCUCUCCUGCCAGCAUGGGACGGUCCUGGAGGAGCAGCCAGGGGUCAUCCAUGGUGACUGGAGUUGCUGGUCCGCUUGGACUUCCUGUUCCGAAGGUCGAAGGUCAAGGACUCGCUCCUGCUCAAACCCGUCCCCCAAGAUGGGAGGCAAGCACUGCAUUGGGGAGACGGUUGAACUUCAAUUGUGCCCUGACCAGGACCUUCAACACCAACAAAUGAUGGAGUCUCACUGUUUUCACUCCUCCCUCAAACCCGAAAAAGUCUGUAAGACUCCACCCCCUCUGAGGAAUGGAUUCAUCAUGGACCCCAAAGACGUCCACGCCAUUGGCAGUAAAAUAGUGUACUCGUGCAUCGAAGGACACCACAUCAUCGGGGAUCCGGUGGCCGUAUGCACAGACCAGCAGACCUGGAGGAAACAUGCAGUCGAGUGCAAGAGCACAGUGUGCAGGUUUCCGCCCCUGCGGCACAACGUCACGGGAGCCCCGUGGAAACUGACCUAUCAGAUCGGAGAGAAGGUGUCCCUGCUCUGCCCGCCUGGGACGCGGCGAGAGGGCGUGGCUGAGAUCGCGUGCGACUCCAGCCUCCAUUGGUCGCCGUCUGCCGGAGACGUAAGGUGCCAAGCAGAAGGGACAGAAGUGUCAACAGAAGUUCCAGAACAAUUCAAACAGCAGUGCAAACCAUGGGAGAAAGCAGUGAAGGACCACUGUGUGUGUAAACUGCCCUAUGAAUGCAGCUCUUCCCUGGAAGUGUGCGCGACCGGGCGGAGAGGGACGCACAGAGUGAGCGUGUGCAAAGUCAAAGCCCUGCAGUGUCUGGGGCAGACUUACACCCUGGCUGAGGACAGCGCCUGCGAUUGGCCGAAGCGUGAGGCCGCACCCUGCCCAGACUGCCCGCCGUGGGAGAAGUGCGAAGAGGGGGCCACUGUGUGUACGUGCAGAGAGGUGGGCCAGUGCCCCGAGCCCGGGACCCACCUGUGCGUCCGGCUGGGGGGGGAAGACGCCGUCGCCGUGACGAUGACGGAAUGCGAGGCGGGAAUCAGGAGGUGCAGAGGGGACCCGAUCACCAUUGUGGCCCUGGGAGCCUGCUCAUCCUGAUGCAGCAUAAACGUUCUCUCUGUAAUGGAGAUCGGUAGUUUAAUGUACAUUCAGACUACUGCACACAGUGCUCCUUGUCCGAGGGGAGUUCACGAUUGCUAUGUACAUAGAAAACAGUACAGAUAGACAGCAAGGGCAACACUUUAAUUAAAAAAUGAAAAACAAGUAUAGAGCAACUCUAAUCUGUCUAUUAUUGGUAGUAUAUCAGCCCUCUGUCGGCAUCAGAUUUCAGUCCUUCAUUUUAUAAUAAAUGGCUGGUGCUCAUUCAUUGAACUUGACAAGCAUGAACUUCCAUUUCAAUGAAAAUGUAAAGUAUUGAAGAAUGUUGCAUGGGGCGUGAGUUUCAUGUGAUGCUCAACUGAUGCAUGAAUACCUUUGAUUUGACUGCGACAUGAAAUAAAUUUAACAAUAUUUUGA
Molecule: messenger RNA, 3013 nt
Organism: Anguilla anguilla (European eel)
Lineage: Eukaryota; Metazoa; Chordata; Actinopteri; Anguilliformes; Anguillidae
Gene: c7b
Product: complement component 7b
Exons: 18
Coding region: 83-2596 (837 amino acids)
Biological process (GO): immune response
Cellular component (GO): membrane attack complex
Molecular function (GO): protein binding
Source: RefSeq, a predicted model, not a curated record